AUGGAAGAAUUCUGGGACGAGUGUGUGAAGCGAGAUGGUUCCGAAUCGGGAGAUGAACAAGAGGUAGAAGGUGCCAAGAAGUCGACUGAUGAAGAAUCUCCCAAAAAGAAAUCUGACAAGGAACAGUCAAGAAGCCCUCGAUGGUCCUUAAACUUACAAAUUUUAAAAGAGACUCAAUUUUUGGAACUGGCCAAAAAAGAGAUUCAGGAAUUCUUUAAACUGAAUUUGGAAAAAGACACGAGGAUCCCGGUUAUUUCGGAUGCAUUUAAGGCUUUUUUUAGAGGAGUUGCGAUCAGAUACUCAAUGAAGAGGAAGAGAGAACAAAGGAAAGCCUAUAAUGAGCUUAUAACAAAAUUGAAGCACCUUGAGAGACAACAGAAAACUGGAAAUCCUAGGGAGGUGAAAGCCAGAAUUACCUUUAUCCAAUAUCAAAUAAAUACUCUUUUGGCGGAAGAAAUUGAGAAAAAAUUGAAAUGGGCAAGACAAAACUAUUUUGAGAAUGCUAACAAAGUGAGCAGAUGGUUGGCCUAUAGGCUGCGGAAGGAGAAGGAGAAGAAGAUCAUAAAAAUGUUGAAAAAUGAAGCUAAGGAGGAGGUGUUUCAAAAUUCCCAAAUGAAAGAAAUUAUUCAGAAUUUCUACCGGAACCUUUAUAAAAAGCAGAAAAUUGAAUUACCAAUCCAAGAAGAUUAUAUAAAGGGGGUAGAAGUGAAACAAUUAACAAGGGAACAGCAAACAAGUCUGGAGAAUCCUAUUUCAAUACAGGAAAUAGUUGACGCAAUUAGAACCCAAAAAAGUAACAAGACUCCAGGUCCGGACGGACUUCCGAUUGAGUUUUUUAGAGCUUUUGAAGACCUAUUAUUAUUGCCUUUUAAGAAGGUAGUUGAGAAUGUCUAUAACACGGGCGAGACUCCAGAUUCCUGGAAAGAUGCUUUAAUUACACUUAUUCACAAGGAAGAUACCGACCCUUCAGAAAUUAAAAAUUAUAGGCCAAUUUCGCUCUUGAACAGUGACUACAAGAUAUAUGCAGUCAUAUUAGCAAAUAGACUGAAAAAAGCAAUUCCUGGUUUAAUUCAUGAAGAUCAAACAGGUUUUGUUCCAGGUCGAUUAAUGAAUCAAAAUGUCAGGCUACUAUUGAAUGCGAUUGAAUAUUACAGAGAACACCCUGAUAAAGAAUUUGCCGCCAUCUUUGUGGAUGCCGAAAAGGCCUUUGACAAUGUUAAUUGGAACUUUAUUAAAGCGACAUUAACCGCAAUUGGUUGUGGAGAAAGGUACUCCAGAAUGGUUGAAGCGGUUUACUCGAAGCAGGUAGCAAAAGUGAGUUUUAAUGGAGUAAUGUCUGACUUAAUAGAGAACAAGUGCUUGCGUGACCCCCGCUGCCCGCUCCGCUGCUGCCGCCCAGUCAUGAUGGACGAAAAUCAGCUGGCCAGCGCUUGCAAGCCCAGUCCUGGGGGACGAGGAGCAGCUGGCCAGCGCUUGCGCUGCACCCGCCACUCGCGCUCCGCUGCUGCCGCGCCUAUCCGCGCCAAACCACAGUCGCACGUUCCUUGGCUCCCUCAGCCAGCGCUUGCAAGUUUGGUCCCCAAGUUCUAUCAGCACGUUCUGGCCUUGGUUUUUGCCAUCAAGGAGAUCAAUGAGGAUCCCUCAAUCUUACCCAACGUCUCCCUUGGAUUCCACAUUUAUGACAAUUACAAUAAUGCAUGGAUGACCUACCGCACCACUAUGGACCUUCUCUUCAAAUCACACACUUUCAUCCCCAACUAUGAGUGUGGCAUUCAGAAAGGUCUCAUAGGAAUCGUUGGUGGACUUGGUUUGGAUACCUCCUCGUAUGUGGCAGACCUUUCCAGCCUUUACAAGAUUCCACAGAUUUCUUACGGAUCAUUUGAAUCAGCACCAAAGGAUCAAACAAAUUUCCCUCCUUUUUACCGUAUGGUAGCCAAUGAGGCCCUUCAGUACAUAGGAAUUGUCCAGCUACUUCUGCAUUUCAGGUGGAAAUGGCUUGGGCUUUUCAUAAAGGAUGAUGAAAGUGGAGAACAUUUCUUGCAGACAUUGGAGCCGAAGCUUUCCAAGAAUGGAAUCUGUACAGCUUUCAUAAUAAGGAAUCAAGUAAAUGUGCAUUUUGAUAGUAUAUUACACGUGCUCCAAGACUCUUACAUUAGUAGUUCAGAUUUAGUAAAAAGUACAGCCAAGGUAGUUGUUGUCUAUGGAGAGACAGCCACCAUUAUUCGGCUGGCAUGGAUUAUAUGGAUGCCUUUUGUAAUGGCACCAGUACCCGAGUCACAGUAUUUGGAGAAGACCUCUUCAGGAAAGGUAUGGAUUGUGACUGCCCAGAUUGAUUUCGUUUUCAAUAUAUUACAAAAGACUUUUGAUAUACAAAUGUUCCAUGGUGCUCUUUCCUUCACAAUUCAGAAAAAUAAGAUCCCAGGUUUCCAAAUAUUUCUUCAGAGUAUCAAUCCUGUUUUGGCAAACAUGAAUGGUUUUAUCAAAGACUUCUGGGAACAAGUAUUCCAUUGUUCAUUUUUGGAUUCCAUUGACACAACCGACUUUGAUGAAAUGUGUACUGGAGAUGAGAGAGUGGAAAGUGUUCCUGCAUCUUAUUUUGAAAUGAGUAUGACUGGCCACAGCUACAGUAUCUAUAAUGCUGUCUACGCUCUGGCACAUGCAUUACAUAUGAGGGACACAUCAAGAACCAGGCACAGAGCAAUUAAAUAUGGGGACAGAUUGAGUACUCUAAAUUUGGAGACCUGGAAGAUUCACUCGUUCCUUCAGAAAGUCUCUUUUAACAACAGUGCUGGAGAUGAAAUUCAGUUUAAUGAGGAUGGGGAACUAGAAGCUGGUUUUGAUUUGAAAAACUUGAUUACUUUCCCAAAUAAGUCCUAUACCCAAGUGAAAGUUGGAAAACUGGAUCUUCAGGCUCCUCCAGGAAAAGAGCUCACCAUGGAUGAGGACAAAAUCGAGUGGCACAAAGUCCUCACUCAGGUUCCUCCCAUUUCUCUGUGCAAUGACUUCUGCCUUCCGGGCAAGAGUAGGAAAAAGAAGGAGGGGGAGAAAUUUUGCUGUUAUGAUUGUGUUCCGUGUCCAGAAGGGAAGAUAUCAAACCAAGAAGACAUGGAUUACUGUAUCCCUUGCCAAGAAGAUCACUAUCCAAAUAAGGGACAAAAUCAAUGCGUUCCUAAGAUUACACGUUUUCUAUCCACAAAAGAAAAUUUGGGGAUAAUUUUAGUUUUUUUGGCUCUUUUCUUUUCUUUGAUCACGGCUCUGGUGCUCCUCAUCUUCCUUAAGUACCAGGACACUCCCAUAGUCAAAGCCAACAACAGAAGCCUCACCUACAUCCUACUUGUCUCUCUCCUUCUUUGCUUCCUCUCUUCACUGCUCUUCAUUGGACAGCCUAACAAGGUGACCUGCCUCUUCCGACAAGCAGCUUUUGGCACCAUCUUCUCAGUGGCUGUUUCUUCUGUAUUGGCAAAAACCAUUAUCGUUGUGGUGGCUUUCAUGGCUUCUAGACCAGGAAUCAUUUUCAGAAACUGGAUGGGGAAAAGACUGGCACAUUUGAUUGUCUUUGUAUGCUCUCUCUUUCAAGUAAUCAUCUGCGUUAUGUGGCUGAGUUCUUCUCCUCCAUUCCCAGAUUUGGACAUGAAGUCACUUACUGGAGAGAUCAUAAUAGAAUGUAAUGAAGGGUCAGUCAUCAUGUUUUAUUGUGUCUUGGGCUACAUGGGGUUCUUGGCCACUUUUAGCUUCACUAUGGCUUUUCUAGCCAGGAAGUUACCUGAUACUUUCAAUGAAGCCAAGUUCAUUACAUUCAGCAUGUUGGUCUUUUGCAGUGUUUGGCUCUCUUUUGUCCCAACCUACUUGAGUACAAGAGGGAAAGAUAUGGUGGCUGUGGAGAUCUUUUCCAUCUUGGGGUCCAGUGCUGGGUUACUGGGUUGCAUCUUUUUACCCAAAUGCUAUAUUAUUAUCCUGAGACCUGAUCUGAACAGCAGAGACCUUCUAAAAAGGAAUAAGAAUUAA
Molecule: messenger RNA, 4005 nt
Organism: Heteronotia binoei (common prickly gecko)
Lineage: Eukaryota; Metazoa; Chordata; Lepidosauria; Squamata; Gekkonidae
Product: vomeronasal type-2 receptor 26-like
Exons: 8
Coding region: 1-4005 (1334 amino acids)
Biological process (GO): G protein-coupled receptor signaling pathway
Cellular component (GO): membrane
Molecular function (GO): G protein-coupled receptor activity
Source: RefSeq, a predicted model, not a curated record